CCCACUUCAAGCCGGAGACGCAAUGAAGAGUGGCGAGGCUAAGCAACAUCUCUGACCGGAGUUGAAAAAACAUACACAGCGCUAUUAGCCUGUACCAGUAGAUUAUUGCAUGUCGGGACUAUAUCCGGGAAUCAUCUUGGAACGACAAACCAGAUAUUGACUUUUAUUCCUGAAAGCCUCUGCUUCUGCUUCGCGGACGAGACAUGUCCUCAUCGGCGUCUAGACCUUUAUUUGUCAUCUGAGAGGAGCCGUAGCUUGACUGGCUAACGUUAGCUGGCUAACUCCCUCUACCCCCUCAUACGAGCUAGCUACUUAGCGACAGAGGUGUGAAAAUAUAAAGAAAUCCGGCUUUGGCAGGCUGCGGACAAGAGAACGACACCUGACAAUGAAUGGCCUUUCUGUGAGUGAGCUGUGCUGCCUGUUCUGUUGCCCUCCCUGCCCCAGCCGCAUUGCUGCCAAGCUUGCCUUUCUGCCCCCCGAGCCCACCUAUGCCCUCCUGCCCGAUCUGGAGGCCGGUCCAGUACCGGCGGGACCCACGGGGACAUCAGGCCUCCGUUCACGGGGAGGAGGGGGUGGUGGAGGGAGUUCGGUAGGGGGAAGCAGUGCUACAGGAGAGGGGCGCUGGAAGCUCCACCUCACAGAGCGGGCAGAAUUCCAGUAUUCCCAACGGGAACUGGACGCCACGGAAGUGUUCCUGACACGCUCCAGCCGGGGAAACAGAGUGGGCUGCAUGUACAUCCGCUGCGCCCCCUCUGCCAGGUUCACUGUCCUGUUCUCUCAUGGUAAUGCGGUGGAUCUAGGGCAGAUGAGCAGCUUCUAUAUCGGCCUGGGCACUCGCAUCAACUGUAACAUAUUCUCCUAUGAUUACUCCGGCUACGGGGUCAGUACGGGAAAGCCCUCCGAAAAGAAUUUGUAUGCAGAUAUAGACGCAGCGUGGCAGGCUCUACGCUCACGAUAUGGCAUCAGCCCAGAGAACAUCAUCCUGUAUGGACAGAGCAUUGGCACGGUGCCAACGGUGGACCUGGCAUCGCGAUAUGAGUGUGCGGCUGUGAUUCUUCACUCUCCUCUCACCUCUGGCAUGAGGGUGGCCUUUCCCGACACUAAGAAGACUUACUGCUUUGACGCAUUUCCCAACAUUGAGAAAGUGUCUAAAAUCACGUCUCCGGUGUUGAUCAUUCAUGGAACGGAGGACGAGGUGAUCGAUUUCUCCCAUGGGCUGGCCCUGUACGAACGCUGCCCUAAAGCCGUGGAGCCGCUCUGGGUGGAGGGAGCCGGACACAACGAUAUCGAACUGUACACCCAAUACCUGGAACGCCUCCGUCGAUUCAUCGGCCAGGAGUUGGCCGUACAACAUGCCUAAAACUCUCCUCCAUCUCCUUCUCAUCAUCCCACCAUCUCCCAGUCUGAGCGAGCGUGCGCAUCACUAACUUAUUAAAGGCUGCCAUUUUGUAUGGACAAACAUCACUGUCGGAGAGCAGCGUGACAGAAUUUGUUUCUUAAGUGUUUUCUUUUUCCAUUUGUCACAUCUGUGUGUGUGGAACUCUGGGGGAUGGAAGUGGAGUUUCUGUGAGGAAAGAAUGGACGAAUUCUGGUUUCAGUCCAAUGAAAUAAGCCAGACACAAAGUCCUGUACCUCUCUUUCUCCGUCUGAGCAUUCAUCUGUCAGUUUGCCGCGCUCCCAUGAUGCCUCAGCCUUCCCACUUCUCAUCAGGCAACCUAAAAUAGCUCAAUCUCAGCGGCUGGCAAAUUUCCUAGCCUCGCUGACCCUGCGGGAUGGAAUAAGCCGGUUGUUCGGUGGAUGAUUUUCAGGAGUGAGUUUUUGAAGCAUCCUCCACAGAUGCCAACCUCUGUUGUGCCCAGGUGUGUGUGUGUGGGUCUAUUCUGUCUCAUAAACCCUGCGGGAUGUUGAUCUCUAUGCACCGACGUUCCCUUCCAAUGAGUUUUCGCCUUUAUGUAAAGGAUGAGAUGAUGAUCUGCACCGCUCCAGGCAGGGAAAGCUCAGAUUUGAGGACGUUGGCUUUUGUUUCUCUCCUAUUUUUUUUCUCUUUUCGGUGUCUUUAUCCUUUCUUCUUAGCAUGUCAGAGUGUCCAUAGCACCCUGAGGUGAUAGAAACCAGCUCAUCAUCAUCAUCAUCAUCAUAUUUCAGUUAAAUAUUCUCGGGAUGACUUGAUACAGAGUAUAUUCAAAGCCAGAUCCAUACAUCUUGUUGGGCCAGUAGAAAGAUCAAGGUUUCUGUAUCAAUUCAGGACUUUCCUACAGCCACAUUCUCGGUGUAGCAUUUCCACUUUCAUUCUAAAGCGUUUUAAUCAGGGCUUUUAAGUCAAUAUGUGGUUUAAUUAUGUAAGAAGCAGUAAGACACACAACAGCACAGGUAGCAGUCGGAGAUUAAAGCAAAAAUCACUUUUGAGCCCUGUGGUAACUCGCAACCCGUUUUUCCUGUUUUAAGUGUGACAUCACGUCUGUUUGCAUCAUGGCAUUCGAAUCUGAGAUCAAGCACUAAUUGCACAUGUUUACUCUCUUUAAUUUUUUGUUUAAACGCAUAGCACAUCAUUUAAAGUGUCGUCUUCAUGAUUGUUAUGCUUUCCCAAUUCAAGUCAAAUUGCUAGUUAGUGGCACAUAGUUUAAAUCAUCUAAGCAAUGUACUGACAGCUGAGUAGGUUUAAAGAUUAUAACUAGCAAUAAAGGCACAACAAUGAGGUCAUCUUCAAAGGGAGUUUGUCUGAAGUGAUUUGGACGCAACUAUUAUUCUUAAAAAGAUUGGAUCGUACGAUUUUAAAACACUAGUGGUGAAUUCAGAGCGGCGUCUUUCUUUCGGAGUAAGCUUUUACAACUGUGAAUUAUCAAGGAAACUUGCUGCUACAGAUCUUGAUUGAAUGGUCUUCAACAAAUUGACAAGAGCCAAACCAUGUGACCUUCUGUUGUUUUGUGACGCAUCAAAGACUAGCGAGGCUUGUCAGUGAGAUAAGACGUGACUUUUCCGUGCUGUGUGCUUCAUUCUUGCCCUUUUAACACUGUGGGCUGCACAGCUAUUCUAGAUUUUACAUCAUUUGCGUUUAUUUGAUUCACUGAAAAUUCGGUAUCUUGUCAGGGUAGGUUUUCGCUUGAUAAAUAUUAUGAUUUUGUGGUGCCAGAUAUGAUAUAAUCUCUGGAUAUCCUGUUUGUCUUCUCUUUUUUGGGGGGAUUUAACCUCCAACUAUUCAUACAUCCAUCCACUCAGUCUAUUCAUAUGGGUUCUGCAUAAAAGGAUAGUUCAACCAAAAAGGAAAACGUGUGCUUAUUUAUUCAGUUAAUUAAAAGAGAUUAAAAGAGGAUCUGUGCUACCGGCAUUCAAAUCAUUAUUGAGAAAACUAAAUUUGUGUAAGAAAAAUAACUAAAUUAUUUAAUUAAUACAAUCUUGAUGGAGUUUUGAGGUUUUGUGAAGCAAAGUAAGCAAGAAAAAGAACAUUAUUAACAUUUAAAUAGAUUUCCAAUGUUUGAUAGACAGUUAGGAUAAAAAAUAGGCGACUUGAAGAUAUCCAGUUUCUCUAAUUGUUGAUUUUAGUUAUGUGUUUGAGUUAAACCAUAUUGUGCUUUAUUCUGUAAGCUGCGGAUGACAUUUUUUUUCAAAAUUUAAAUAAAAAAUGCUGUCAAGCAUAAAAUAAUAACAGGCCAUUUUUUCCAGACACUUUUAAUAGACAACAUAAUUUAAAUGUUUAAACAUUUUACAUUCUUCAGGUGAUACAAAACCCAGACGUUUCCACACACUAAGGAAGGCCGAAAUGUGUUUUGUAUCACCUGACGAAUGUAAAAUAAAAAUUACACAAAGUAAUUUUUUUAUUAUUCUUUUUUUUUAUUGAUUUUUGAACAAAUCCUGAGAUCUAACUCCAACCCCCCCCCCCCCCCCCCACCCAAAAAAAAAGUUAAAUAAAAUAAAAACAGUAAUACUGCAAUAAUAGAUACAAAAUCAGGAUAGAAACAUCUGAUACAGUCUCUCUCAUAUUUAACCAAAAUUAUACUUUUUUUUUUUUUUUUUUUUACUGGCACCAUUUUUUUUCAAAGUAAUUAUUUUAAUUAUUGUAAAUCAUUACUUUCUGAAUAAUAUUGACAAGAUUAACGCACUAAAACGUAUAUAAAAAAAAACUGACAGCACGCAUUGGAAACUUCAUUACUCAACAAGAGUUUUGAAAUCAGUAUUUAGUGCAAUAACCGUGAUCACUACAAAUGAAAACAUUUGUUAUUCUGGCCAAUUGUCAUUUUCAGAUUUGUUUUUCUUUCCAAAUUCUAAUCUUUUUGUUUCAAAUUUUGUAGAAUUUCUUUUGAAUAGACCUUUGAAGACCUUUUUAUAGAACAAAAAAAUUCAUUUACUGAAAACCAAACUAAAAAAAUCCAGAGAAUCUGAGGAUUAUCAAGUUCUAUUAAUAAAGUGGUCAAUCAUUUAUUUUCAUAGAUGUGUGACAUCGAUAAGGAUCAAUAUAAAACUUUGGAAUGUUCCAUUUCUUGCAUAGUCAAAGAGCCGGUGGUCAAUAAAGGGAUAGUUCACCCCAAAAUUUAAUUCUGCCAUAAUUUACUCACUCUUCACUUUUUUAACACGUAAUUUGAGUUUCUUUCUUUGUUGAAAACAAAAGAAGAUAUGUUGAAAAAUGCUAGUUAAUAGGUCCCUUUGAUUUCCACAGUAACUGCUUUUCUAACACUGAAGUCGAUGAGUUCCAGAAACCAGCAUUCUUCGAAAUAUCUCCUUUGGUAUUCAACAUGAAUACUCAUAAUGGUUAAAACCACAUGGGGAAAAACAAAACCAUCAGGUCUAUUUUUUAUUUUUAUGAACGACAGGAUUUAAAGACCACAAUUUCAACAACAAAAAAUCUUGAAUGUUCUUUUGAAUAACAAUCUUCCAUCUCAUAUGAUCUUGAGGAUUAAUAAUCUAACACUCAUCCCUUCAAAAUCGCUCCCAUUAUUGCACCGUAAUUCUGUAUUCCAUUUUGACAUGACAUCCAAAAAACCAAUUCCCUGCCAACCUGAUUCCAUGUUCCAUCAUAUAGUAAUCUGUGGUUGGACACAAAGAGGCUUGUUCAUUCUCCAUCCUAACCAAAGAUGACAGGUGUCGGAGUUGCCAGUUGUCAGAGCUCAGAUGUGGAUUGAAGCGAUGGACUUGUGCUUUUCAGAGCCGCCACUCACACAAUACAGCCUGCUGUUGAUGCCGCAGAAGGGAAGUUUUGUGUGGACUGUUGUCGUGUGUUUUCUUCCUGUAAGACGCAAGUGUUUGGAGGCCUGAAGCAAUACUGACUUGGAGCCAGCAGACUGGAUCUGGGGACAUAUAUAUAUACGGGAGGGGACGAGGACGUUGGUUUUUGGGACUGGACUUGUCCCAAUACCUUCAGAUCCAACAAGAGAUUUUUGUUUUUUUGUUUAAGGAACGUAAGUUAUAGAAAUGUCUUUUUAAAACUAUCAGAUGUACGUACUGUAUACCAUUGUUUGAGGAGCUUAAUCUUAAGGUUUAAGAAUCGUUUUUUUUUUUUAUCUUAAUGGAUCGGGAGCAAGAGUUGAAGGGUGAUACUGUUCUAUCCUUUUAUGCAUUAUUCUGAUGUUGUUGAUUUAAGUUUGUAAUAUGUCUUUUUUCCUUUUCCAGAAUUAAAAAAAAAAGAGAGAGAAAUCUUAGAAAAUAAAAUUAUGAAUUGGUA
Messenger RNA from Danio rerio (zebrafish), 5653 nucleotides. Lineage: Eukaryota; Metazoa; Chordata; Actinopteri; Cypriniformes; Danionidae. The record is from RefSeq and is a predicted model, not a curated record.